GAGGGAAUGGCCUUGCUCCUGGCACGAGGCCUUCCCUGGGGGAUAACUGAUACCCCGGCCAUCCGCUGUGAGCAGCCAGACUGCCUGACCCCAGGGCUGCAGGAUGGAUUUCCAGUCUUCAAAAUAGGCAGACGAAGGACUCUGACCUCACAGGAACAGAGCGAGGUAGGAAGCAGGUGCUCUGACUGACGGAGGAGGAGAGAACUCAGUAGGGAUUUUUUUCUGUGUUACUGCUGACAGUGGAUGGAAUGAUCCGGAUUCUUUGAUUCCCAGCCCGCCAGGCUCCCUCUUUCAAGCUCCUUUUGUUUUAUUUCCCUAUUCCUUCGGAGAAGACACAACGAGCGCCAGGGGAGGCCGAUUUCUCUCCCGACCAUGAUUCAGGAGGAAGCUCAGCCACGGCCCAGGCCAGCUGGCAGCGCCUGCAGCGGAGGGCUUGCAGAGACAGGUCUCAGCGACCCACCCCGGGCCCUGUAAAGAAGGCACCUCCUCCGUCACAAGCUCUCAGGCCUUCCAACUUCUGCUUCGAUUGAGGACUUGGCACAAUGUGCCCAGCAGGACCCGCGUGAGGGCACCAGCGUCUUCUCGCCGACAUGACCCCCAGGGACAGCGCAGGCCCAGUGCGCAGCCUCAAGUUUGUGACUCUGCUGGUGGCCCUGAGUCCAGACCUCCUCCGCCGGGGAGCCGGGCUGCAGCUUCGGGACAACGGCUACGAGGAGCUGCUUGUUGCCCUCCAUCCUCAGGUGUCCGAGGACCCGAGCCUCAUCCCGCACGUUAAGGAAAUGAUAACGGAAGCUUCCUUUUACCUGUUCAACGCUACCAAGAGAAGAGUGUUUUUCAGAAGUGUAAAGAUUUUAAUACCUGCCACAUGGACAGCCAAUAAUUACAGCAAAGUGAAACAAGAAUCAUAUGAAAAGGCGCAGGUCCUGGUGACUGACUGGCAUGCAGCACCCGGAGACAGCCCGCACACCCUGCAGUACAGAGGGUGCGGGCAAGAGGGAAAAUACAUUCAUUUCACGCCUGACUUUCUCCUAAAGGAUGCCUUAACGGCCGGCUACGGAUCACGAGGCAGAGUGUUUGUGCACGAGUGGGCCCAUCUCCGCUGGGGCGUGUUCGAUGAGUACAACCGUGAGAAGCCUUUCUACAUAAAUGGGCAAAAUCAAGUUAAAGUAACAAGGUGUUCAUCUGACAUCACAGGCGUUUUCGUGUGUGAAAAAGGUCCUUGCCCCCAAGAAAACUGUAUUAUUAGCAAGCUUUUCAAAGAAGGAUGCAUGUUUCUAUUCAAUAGCACCCAACACGCAACUGCAUCGAUAAUGUUCAUGCAAAGUUUAUCUUCUGUGGUUGAAUUCUGUAACGCGAGUACCCACAACCAAGAAGCCCCAAACCUACAGAACCAGCUGUGCAGCCUCCGAAGUGCAUGGGAUGUAAUCACAGCCUCGGGCGACUUUCAGCACAGCGAGCCCAUGAAGGGGACGGAGCUCCCGCCGCCUCCCACGUUCACCCUCCUACAGGCCGGCGACAGAGUGGUCUGUUUGGUGCUAGAUGUGUCCAGCAGGAUGGCAGAGGCUGACAGACUCCUUCGACUGCAACAAGCGGCAGAAUUCUACCUGACGCACAUGGUUGAGAGUCACACCUUUGUAGGCAUUGCCAGUUUUAGCGGCAAAGGGGAGAUCAGAGCUCAGCUACGCCAAAUGAACAGUGACGACGACCGGAAGCUGCUGGUUUCGUACCUGCCCACCGCGGUGUCAGCUGAAGCAGAAGCCAGCGUCUGCUCAGGGCUGAAGAAGGGAUUUGAGGUGGUGGAAAAACUGAAAGGAAAAGCCUUCGGCUCGGUGGUGAUUCUCGUGGCCAGCGGAGGCGACGAGCGCAUCUCCGACUGCUUCCUGGCCGCGCUCAGCAGCGGCUCCACCGUUCACACCAUCGCGCUCGGCUCCUCCGCGGUCGACAGCCUGGAGGAACUGGCGCGACGUACCGGAGGUCUAAAGUUCUUUGUUCCAGAUAAAUCCAACUCCACCAGCAUGAUUGAUGCCUUCAGUAGAAUUUCUUCUGGAACCGGAGAUGUUUUUCAGCAGCAUAUUCAGCUUGAAAGCGCAGGUGAAACCGUUAAAGCCCACCAUCAGCUGACAAACUCUGUGACUGUGGAUGACGGCGUGGGCAACGACACCGCCUUCCUAGUCACGUGGCAGACCGGUGGCCCCCCAGAGAUGGUAUUGCGUGAUCCUAACGGGAAAAAGUACCACACAGACGAUUUUGUCACUAGUCUGGCUUUGCAGACCGCUCGCCUCUGGAUUCCAGGCACUGCUCAGCCGGGGCUGUGGACUUACACACUGAACAAUAGCCACCAUUCUCCUCAAGCCUUGAAAGUGACAGUGACCUCUCGCGCCUCCCUCCCAGCCGUGCCCCCUGCCACUGUGGAAGCCUUUGUGGAGAGAGACAGCACCCGCUUUCCCCAUCCCAUGAUGAUUUAUGCAAUUGUCAGAAGGGGGUUUUAUCCCAUUCUCAACGCCACUGUAACAGCUACAGUUGAGCCAGAGGCUGCAGAUCCUGUUACGCUGCGACUUUUGGAUAAUGGAGCAGGUGCCGAUGUUAUCAAAAACGAUGGAAUUUACUCGAGGUAUUUUUUUUCCUUUGCUGGAAAUGGUAGAUACAGCUUGAAGGUACAUGUCAGUCACCCGCCCAGCGUCAGGGCCGCAACCCGCUCUGGUCCAGGAAGUCACGCUAUGUAUGUGCCAGGUUACAUAACAAACGGCAAUAUUCAGAUGAACGCCCCAAGAAAACCCGUGGGCAGGAGUGAGGAGGAGCAAAAGUGGGGCCUUAGCCGAGCAACCUCGGGGGGCUCCUUUUCUGUGCUGGGCGUUCCAGCUGGCCCCCACCCUGACAUGUUUCCCCCGUGCAAAAUUAUUGACCUGGAAGCUGUAAAAGUAGAAGAGGAGGUGGCUUUAUCUUGGACUGCACCUGGAGAAGACUUUGAUCAGGGCCAGGGAGGAGACUGUCUCCGCUCCCCCAGGGCCGAAGAGGCCCUGGCAAACUGAAGGACGCUGAGCCACAGAAGUCUUUGUUGGGACACACCACCACACCUAACGGUGGUCUAGUCAGAAGAAGUGGAUUCUGCAUUGCAGAGCAUGGAUUUCCAAAUACUGGGGGCAAUUAGUUUUCUGAAGAUUGGACGGUGAGUAUUUAUUCAAGGAUGUACAAGUCAUGCUUAGGGGAAUAAUUCCAUAACUCAUGCAAAACUCGGAGCACCGUCCUUUCCUGCUCCGGCCACGAUUUCUGUUAGGAGGCCGGGAUCCGUGCCCUGACGGAGGCUGUCUGACCCUUGCUUGGACGUGGACGGGGUCCUUCUUCCUCUCCCCCCUUCCUAACGCCUGUGUGGCCUUCAGGCUGCCACCUGCCUCACCUCUUGAUCCCAGGAGCAACUCAACAGACUGAGUUUUCUGAACGAAUAACUUCUCCAACAUCGUUACCGUUAUCAGAGCAUGACUGCUGCUGAUGACACAUUUAAAUGGUUUAUUUGCUGAGUCCGGUUGAGAUUCCCCAGGAACCAACCUUCUCCAUUACGAGCCGAUUUUGUCACUAUCGGUCAAAGUGGUCAGGGACCACUUUGGGCCUUUGCCAGUCUUGCUUUCAACUUGGAUCAUUUUUCCUUGGCUUAUACUUCUCUGUUUAUGACUUCCUCCAGCAGCAUCUUAAUUACAAAUGAUUCUGCACUGCUGAGACAUAGUCAAUAUUGUUUAUGACUGCCUCCAGAAGCAUCUUAAUUACAAAUGAUUCUGCACUGCUGAGACAUAGUCAAUAUU
Molecule: messenger RNA, 3794 nt
Organism: Phacochoerus africanus (Common warthog)
Lineage: Eukaryota; Metazoa; Chordata; Mammalia; Artiodactyla; Suidae
Product: calcium-activated chloride channel regulator 2-like
Exons: 14
Coding region: 591-3029 (812 amino acids)
Biological process (GO): chloride transport
Molecular function (GO): intracellularly calcium-gated chloride channel activity
Source: RefSeq, a predicted model, not a curated record